UUAUUUUAGCCAUCAGUAAGCUGUACGAGAGGUGUCCUGACAGUGGCGCCAUCAACACGGUGUAUACAUCAAGAGGUGAACAACAUUUCCUAGGUCCACCACGUGAACCGCCUGCUUAACGAAUUAAUACUGCCUGUGGUCUGUUGUCGUUAACAUAAGGUUAUGUUUGCCAAGGUGCAGAAGAGUGCUGGACACACCAGAUCAUAAUGAGUUAUCAAGAAUUGCCUGGCAAAGGUACACUUCAGUGAGCAACAUUAGGCUACUGUACUUCACCUCUUUUGCAACUUGAUGUCACCGUUGACCACGGGUGUCAACCCCAUUAAAAUAUCACCUCACAUCACAAAGUUGUUCAAAGUUGUUUCCUGACACUGUACAGCUUAGCGAUCAUCAUUAGGAAGCUGUAGAACAUUUGCAGAUAACCACCGAGGGGGAGUUAACUCUGGUGGACGUAGGCAGAGCAGGAGAAGGAAGGGUAAAGGCAGAUAUGUGUUGAACUUCCCUUUAUCUGUUGAACUUCCCUCUGAUGAUUGAACUUCCCUGUACAGUUGCUUGCGCUGUGGGAACCAGAGUGGUUGUGGUGUGCUUUGCUGUUGACAAUGGAGUGGAGCAAUGAAAUGACCGUAAAGGUCAUUGAGGAAUAUGAAAGGAAUCCAACUCUGUGGGAUAUGUCUAGCCCAGAUCACAAGGAUCGUGAGAAGAAGAGCAGUGCAUGGAAGAAGCUGGCCGAGUGCAUGGGGGCUGAGGUUUCGGAAGUCCAACGAAAGAUACACAAUCUUCGGAACCAGUGGACUGCAGAACACCGGAAGUUGAAUGCCCAAAGAUCUGAUUCUGGGAUGGCCGGACCCAAGACAAAGUGGCCUUACUACGAUGUACUAUCAUUCAUUCGAUUGUCACUCGAAGCAAGACGAAGGAAAUCAAAUUUGGCUCAGGCCGCCCUUCUUCACUUGAGGUCCAAAAAGACAGAGUGGUUCAAGGGAAGAAGAUUGUUACAAGGAAGAGGAAGUAUUAGAGAUCAAGCUAAAGAAUCAGGAAGCAGUACAGAAGAACUAGCUGGGACCUCUGGUGGUAGAGGAGUUAAGAAGACCUCCCAACUGGAAGAUGAAUCUCCUGUAGACCAAAAAGUAAUUGAAAAUGUUGUAGAAGGAAGCAGCAAUUGGUAG
Molecule: messenger RNA, 1160 nt
Organism: Homarus americanus (American lobster)
Lineage: Eukaryota; Metazoa; Arthropoda; Malacostraca; Decapoda; Nephropidae
Exons: 6
Coding region: 597-1160 (187 amino acids)
Source: RefSeq, a predicted model, not a curated record